This is a messenger RNA of Danio aesculapii, 929 nucleotides long. It is a transcript of the gene ssbp1, whose product is annotated as single-stranded DNA binding protein 1. The coding region runs from base 119 to 559 and encodes 146 amino acids. Gene Ontology annotation, biological process: positive regulation of helicase activity; mitochondrial DNA replication. The transcript is spliced from 7 exons. NCBI's taxonomy places the organism in Eukaryota, Metazoa, Chordata, Actinopteri, Cypriniformes, Danionidae. The record is from RefSeq and is a predicted model, not a curated record. Gene Ontology annotation, cellular component: mitochondrial nucleoid. Gene Ontology annotation, molecular function: single-stranded DNA binding.
GAAUAAUUUCGAAGACGCACCGGAAACAGCGUGGGGUUAUUGAAGCCUUCUCAAGAUCUACUGGAUUCUCUGACUGCACAUCGGUAAACACUAUAGCACCAUCUACACAGUAGAGAAGAUGCUGAGAAACGCCUCCGCACAGAUACUGAAGCAGUUUGUCCGACACAGGACCGCAGACACAAGCCUGACCUUGGAGAAAUCUAUUAAUAAGGUGCAGAUUCUUGGGCGAGUGGGGCAAGACCCGGUCAUGAGGCAGGUGGAGGGCAGAAACCCCGUCACCAUCUUCUCUAUGGCUACAAACGAAAUGUGGCGGUCUGGAGAGGGAGAGCCAGUCGGCGCAGGAGACGUCACUCAGAAAACAACAUGGCACAGAAUUUCAGUAUUCAAACCAGGCCUCAGAGACGUGGCGUAUCAGUAUGUAAAGAAAGGGUCUAGGAUUUUUGUGGAAGGAAAGCUCGAUUAUGGAGAGUAUGUUGAUAAAAACAAUGUCAGACGACAGGCAACAACUAUUAUCGCAGAUAAUAUUGUGUUUCUAAGUGAAAUCCUGCGGGACCAGUAGAGAAGAUGCCUUCCCGGACAUUUAGAACCAAAAGACAAUAUUUUGUAUAGUGCUACUCAUCUAUAUUAAACUCUGAGGAUAUUUGUGUCUGCCAUUAGCUGUCACACAUAAAAUAAGAAAUGAUUUUGUUAUGAUUGUGUCAUGCUCUCUUAUUUCAUACAGAGGGCGCCAGAAGAUGCACUUUUUGACAUGUAAACACAUUUGAGGUCCCAUUAAGUUGAUUUGACUGUUUUUGUAAAAGAAUAUAUAUAGUUCUAAGUUCUAAAACAUACAAUAUAUAAGCAUAAAGCCCCGUCCAGUUGUAUUAUAAUGCUAAUGUUCAUGAGUGAAUGUUGCAGAUAGUCAGUAAAGGAUUUGUUAUGAAUACUCA